Colossoma macropomum (tambaqui) is the source of this 2455-nucleotide messenger RNA. RefSeq names its product protein kinase C and casein kinase substrate in neurons protein 3. Gene Ontology annotation, molecular function: phospholipid binding; protein binding. Lineage: Eukaryota; Metazoa; Chordata; Actinopteri; Characiformes; Serrasalmidae. The record is from RefSeq and is a predicted model, not a curated record. Gene Ontology annotation, cellular component: endosome; cytoplasm; plasma membrane. Gene Ontology annotation, biological process: plasma membrane tubulation; regulation of endocytosis; cytoskeleton organization.
ACCUCACCAAACACUGACAGUGAGUGAAAGAAGCAGUGGAGGAGAGAGAGGGAGUGGUGGAGUUGGAGGUCUGGAGAAAAAGAAGAGCAGGAGGAACGGAGGGAGACGUUACUUUCCAGAAAGGAAGCCAAGAACUGCCAGUAAACUGACGGAGGAGAAGUUAGAGAGGUCAUCAUGUCAUCACCCCCUCCGGAGAACGGCCCAGAGGACGCCAACCACCAGAGCUUCUGGAUGCCAGGGAACUAUCAGCGGACGGUGAAGAGGACGGAGGAUUCGUUCCAGGUGUGUAAUGAUAUAGUGGCGUGUUUUCAGGAGCGAGCGCGUGUGGAGCGGCAGUACGCCCAGCAGCUCAGCGAGUGGACAAACAAAUGGAAGCCCAUAGUGGACGCCAGUCCUCUGUAUGGCUCUCUGUUGCGGGCGUGGCAGUGUUUUCUCUCCUCCGCUGACCGUCUCUCCACUCUUCACGCCUCCAUCUGUCGCUCGCUGGUUUCAGAGGAUGGAGACCGGAUCAGGACGUGGCAGAAGGAGACCUUCCACAAGAAGAUUUUUGGAGGAUUCAGGGAGUCGCAGGAUUUCGACACAGGAUUCGCUCGCGCGCAGAAGCCCUGGGCCAAAAGACUCAAGAAGCUGGAGAAGGCGAAGGCCGCGUUCCACAAGGCGAGCCGCAAGGAGCACGUGGCCCGUGAGAGAGAAGCUCACGCUCAGGGAAACCCCGACAUCGCCAUCGAGAAACAGAGGAAGAUCCAGGAGGAGCGAGAGCUCGCCCAGCAGGAGACGGAGAAAGUGAAAGCCCGCUAUGAGAAGGUUCUGGAGGAAGUGACGCGCUACGCCCCGCGAUAUAUGGAGGAAAUGGAGUCCAUCUUUGACCAAUCACAGGAGGAGGAGAGGAAGAGGAUCAGCUUCCUGAAGCAGGCCUUCCUGUCCAUCCACAGACACCUGGACGUCACCAACAACGAGAGUGUGAAGGCUGUGUACAACGAGCUCCACAACACUCUGAUGAGCAUUAAUGAGCAGGAGGAUCUGCGCUGGUGGAAGAACACUCAUGGUCCAGGAAUGCCCACUGACUGGCCUCAGUUCAAGGAAUGGGUACCAGACAAGAAACAGAAAAAAAGGAAGAAAGAGGUGGAGCAUAAAGCGGUCGUCAUGGAGAGAAGUGUAAUGAUCGGUGGAGUGCGGGUCAGAGCGCUGUAUGAUUAUGUUGGACAGGAGCCGGAUGAGCUCUCCUUUAAAGCUGGUGAGGAGUUUCUGAAGAUUGAGGAUGAGGAUGACCAGGGCUGGUGUAGAGGGAUGAUGGACGGAGGCAAAGAGGGACUUUACCCCGCAAACUACGUGGAGGUGGUGUAGGGCCGUGGGAGAGACAUAUACAUGCAGUCUUUCCUGAGAUGGACUGUGGGACGUAUUUUUGAUUCUAUGAUAUCCUCUGAUAGUUUGUCACUGCUUUCAGAGAGCGUCCUGAUUGGUCAAAUUCCAGUCAGUGCAGAAUGAAAUUGAUUCUAAAGCAGCAGAGGUCAGGAAAAGAUUAUUUUUAUUGCGUUGCUUGAUACAAGUAGACCCAGUAGGCCUGUAAGAUGCGUUAAAGUCAAAUCAAUAUUGACCUUUUUUACUUUGUUAGUUCGUGUCCCUGGCCAGAUUAAGUAUAAUUCAUCAUUCAAAAGGCAAAAUUUUGUUUCGCUGUAAUCUUCCAUGUAAAUGUAAUGACUUUUGCCCUGCCUCAAAAUAUCUCUUGAUUUUUUUAAUGACGUCACUGUGCACCAGUGGGCGGGGCAAAGUAAUAUUAACCAGUAAUAUCAUGUUUCAUGUUUCCCACCUCCAGCUGUUAUAGAGAUUAAAUGCUCAGCUAGCUGAGAGACCCCCCAAUACCAUGUUUCCCUCUAAAAUACAUCACAGUGCGGAAGGAGAAUGUGUUAUGACUUCUCAUUGAAUUUAAGCUUCAAACAGAAGGAAUAUGAUAAUAAUUUCACACCAAGAAUAUUCAGGACUGUGCAAAAGUCUUGAUAUGUAGAGCUAUUUAUCUGGGCAGUAAGCAUUUAUUUGUUCAAAUAAGUGUAACUUAAGAUCUGAGAGGUCAAGGUAAGACUCACAAACUCGUAUUACAGCAGCAAAUAUUAUCUUAAUUUAGGAACGUCAUCUUACAGCAUCUUAUCUCCAGUUAGGAAAUCUGAACCUACUCGAUCGAAGUCGACAAUCAACUGUCAUGUCUGUUACCUAGCAACCGACCAUAGGCGCACAGCGUAAACACGUAAUCAAAAUGAUGAUGUUAGCUAGCCAGACAGCUAACGUUAGCUACCGUUACUGAGGUAAAAAAGAGUCAAACAAAACCGAAGUUAAUAAUGUUGUGUCAGCGCUUCGUGCUGUUUAUCAGAGUUGCCGCUCCCCAGUUUCAGUCUCCAUUUCCCAGACACUUUAGCCGAGGGCGCUAACGUUAUUCCUCCUAAUAAACAGACACGUGUUCAGC